GCAGCCGAGACUCGUUACGCUGCACUCUUACUUCUAAAUUCGAAAUAUACGGGAUCCCAGGACCACCGACUCCGGAACUAAAAAAAAACUGGACAUACUGACAUUGACAUACAGACAUAAGGACACGAUAGUCUUCUUUUUCCCCAUAAACUGCAGAGCUAAUUCUGUAAAUGAGGACUGAAUUUCAGAAGGAUGUCAGGAAAUUUGGAAGAAUUUGUCAACACCGUGCGGAACUUGUCAUCGCAAGGCCAGUUGAGUCAACUAUGCGAUCAUAUGAACAAAUCAUGGAACCUCCUUGUUAAAAACAUUUCACAUCUUGAUACUAUGUUGGAAGCCUUAGAUAUACAAGAACAUACAUUAGGAGUAUUGUACAUCUUAUGUGUUAAAGUAUCUACAUUUCAAUCAUCCAGUAAUCAAGAAGAAUUUGAACAAUUGCUUCUACAAGUUGAUUUGUUUGUGAGUCAGUGUAAUAAAGACCAAACAAGAUAUUCGAUUGGAAACUUUGCCCAGAUGUGUCACACUCUUACUAAUGAGUUAUGUCAAAGAAAUAUGGCAAUUCGUGGAAUCAAACUUAUAUCCAGAAUUAUAGAGCAGGUUCAAGAACAUCCAUCUCAAUUGACAUCUGUGCAUGCUGAUCUAUGUCAGUUGUGUUUAACUGCAAAAUGCCUGAAACCUGCGGCAAAGUAUCUUGACAUUGAAGUUACAGAUAUUUCAAAAGAGAAUGGGUUCUAUGAAUGCAAACACUAUUUAUCAUAUUAUUAUUAUGGUGGAAUGAUCUAUACUGCAUUGAAAAAUUACAAGAGAGCUUUGUACUUCUUUGAACAGGCUGUUGUCUGCCCAGCCACAGCAAUAAGUCAUAUCAUGGUGGAAGCUUAUAAGAAAUAUAUUCUUAUAUCUAUUAUAAGUGAAGGAAGAGUCCUGCCCUUUCCAAAAUACACUUCUCAUAUAGUUCAAAGAGGAAUAAAGCCACUGUGUGGAGCAUACACAGUACUACUGAACGCAUAUGCUACUUAUUCGCCGGCAAAAUUAAACUCAGUAUUAGAAAGUCACGGCCAAGUAUUUAUCCAGGACAAAAAUAUGGGUCUUGUGAAGCAGGUGAUAGCAUCUCUGCAUAAAAGAAAUAUUCAAAGAUUAACAAAAACAUUCAUCACUUUAUCUUUAUCCGAUGUGUCAUCAAGAGCUCAUCUCUCAAGCCCACAAGAAGCAGAAACACAACUGAGAAACAUGAUAGACGAUGGUGAAAUAUAUGCUACUAUAAAUCAGAAAGAUGGAAUGGUUAGUUUCUAUGACAACCCUGAAAAAUACAACAAUCCAGCGAUGUUAGAAGCUAUUGAUAAAGAUAUUCAGUACUUUAUGGAAUUGGAUCGGAAAUUACAAGAAAUGGAUUGUCAGAUUCAAGUCAACCCACAAUAUGUUAAAAAAGCAAAAUCUGUGACGUCACAUGAUGAUGAAAUGGAUGGUGGAUUACUGUCAAGAGCUUCGUCGUCGGCUACAUCUAAUUCUGUUAAAUCAGGAUGAUCAUAGAUGUGAUGUUGGCAAUUAAACUUAAUACUUUAUGGUCACUGUUGUAUGAUAUAAAGUUGAAUAAUAGUUGGGUCUAACGACUAUGGGUCAUUUCCUGAGUAGUCGAAAAUAAACCUAUCUCCAAUCAGGGAAACCGAUUCAUGCUCAUCACUAAUUUUAUAUCUUGUUCCAUGAAAAAAUGUCUCUAAAUAUUUUGUUUCAUUACAAGAGUAAAGUGGUAAAAUUUCUGCAGAUAGGAUUGCUGUAUGUAUGUGCCAGGCAUAUGGUUUCACUUUGACUGUUCGUUUCUCUAUGCAUUACAUUUAUGAAUGUAAAAGAAUUUGAUCUAGAUUUUCCUUACUGCAGCUAGUGGCUCUUUAGGAAAUUUAUACCCAAAAUAUUUAUACUAGAUGUUCCAUUUUUUCAUGCUUGAUCGCCACCAGUCAAUGUAGUAUCUCAUUUUUUUAGUUCCAUUAGUACUUGAAAUAAAUGAAUUGUUUAUAUCUACAAAAAUAAGUUUA
Messenger RNA from Styela clava, 2024 nucleotides. Its product is annotated as COP9 signalosome complex subunit 3-like. NCBI's taxonomy places the organism in Eukaryota, Metazoa, Chordata, Ascidiacea, Stolidobranchia, Styelidae. Gene Ontology annotation, cellular component: COP9 signalosome. The record is from RefSeq and is a predicted model, not a curated record. Gene Ontology annotation, biological process: ubiquitin-dependent protein catabolic process.